UCAGUAGAUAUCAAGCCAAAUAUAGACCACCUGAAAAAGGAGACCCACCUGGUAUGCCAUCAGUUGGUCCAGUUCCACAUUGGCUGACAAACACUAAGUACCUUGCUCCAUUACUUUUAUCAUAUGAUGACAGACUCAAAGAGAAAGAUUCAACUAUAGAAGCAUAUGAGCAUGAACUGAAUCAGUUUAAGAGUCGCGUAGAAGAGGUUAUUGAAGAGAACCAACGACUACAUUCAAAAUCAGAGCAGUAUGAAAGAACAGGGAAAUCUUUCAUAUCACCCUCAGAAUGGCAUCAACUUCAAGAACAAGCCAAGUUAGUAUUAGAAGAAAAUCAACUAUUAAUGGAACAGUUGGACAUUCAGCAAAAUAAACAGAAAGAAGUACACAAACAACAUCUACAAGAAGUGUCGCGGAUAUCGAAAAAGCUGAUCCUGUCUGAGUCAGAGAAAAGUAGCCUGGAAACUGAUCUAAUGGAAGUGAGACAUAAGUACAGUUCAUUAAAAAAUAAACAUGAAGCAUCAUUGGUUGAAGGAGAUCAAAAGAUGCCAAUACAGGAGCAUUAUAGUACUGUUGCUGAUUUCAAACGAUCGCUGUCAGAUUUGAAUGAAAAACAUGCAGAAGAAUUAGAGAACAUCUUGCUAAAAUUACAGGCCACUGAGAAAGAAAAGAAGACCUUAGCCUUGAAUUUAACAGAUGCUAAAGCAGAAAAUAAACAACUAGAAGGGGAAAUAAGAGCCCUGCAGAGGGCGCUAAAGAAGUCGCAACAUAAGAUUGUUAAAAUGCAGAAAGAGUUGGAAUACUUAGAGAAUAAAGGUGCAGUUGCCAGUCAUCAUCUGGACAGUGUGUUAAAAGUAGCUGAACAAACUGUACAAGAAAGAGAUCAUUAUUACCAAGCUGCCCAAAAAGAAGCCCAAGAAAAAGAAAAAGUUGUUAAUAAGAUGAUGGAAGGAAAUAUCACUAUUGGGAAAAUGCAGGAAAAACUGAAAUUGUACAAAAUGAAAGCAGAAGAAAAAUAUGGUAAUUUUGCUUUAAAACUACAAGAAAAAUCUGAAGAUUUCAACCACAAAACACAGGAGUAUGAAAGAGAAAUGAGACACCUGCAACUUCUGCUCAAAGACAAACAAGAAUCCUUGGAUAAUAUGUCUGAUGAAAAAAGGUAAGAUAAAUUUAUAUUGACACUACAUGGC
Saccoglossus kowalevskii is the source of this 1187-nucleotide messenger RNA. RefSeq names its product centrosomal protein of 89 kDa-like. Lineage: Eukaryota; Metazoa; Hemichordata; Enteropneusta; Harrimaniidae. Gene Ontology annotation, cellular component: ciliary transition fiber; centriole. Gene Ontology annotation, biological process: chemical synaptic transmission; mitochondrion organization; cilium assembly. The record is from RefSeq and is a predicted model, not a curated record.